UAAAUUUCAUAAAUUAAUAAAUGUUUUCUCAAUUCAUGCUUGUGUCCUUCUCUCAGUACUGUUUCCUAAACUGUGAUUCAAUUUCCUUGUUAAGAAUAAUUUCCUUAUUAAGACAUCUUUUUGCUUGUUACGUUCCUGAAUUGGUACCGUUAUACCAGGACUUCAGCGGAGCGUUGAACCAGAAACCGGUGCAGUGGAACCACGUCAUUCCACGAUACACCACCGACAAGUGUGUUUGAGUCCAAGAAGAGGAAGGAAUUAUUGCAAAAUAUUACUUCCAUCCAUAAAGAUGGCGUAAAUAACGACAUGUGAUAAGAACAGCUGAUUUUUUUUCACACGCAAUUCUGUGAAAUCUGCGACGGGAGCUGCGACGUACGAUUUAUGAAUCAUACGGUGAAUCAAAAUGGAUAGUUUGUGACCUGUUGCUCUAGAAGAUAACAUGGGAAAAGCAAAAGAAAAUGGAUUGAGUAAUGUGGGAUGUAAAAGUGUUAAAAGCAAAUUCUGGGCUUAUGUAUUAUGGCUGUUCGGUGGACUUUUCGGAGCACAUCAUGUGUAUCUCGGCAGGGACGAUCAGGCUUUUGUGUAUAUGAGCACAUUGGGUGGUUACGUGGGUUGUGGUUUUCUCAGGGACAUUUACAGGAUACCUGCAUACGUAGCCGAGGCAAAUGAGGAUCCGUCGUUUAUCGAGGAUUUUAAACGAAAAGUCAGAACCAAUCGAAAGCCUCCAUUUACCGCGGUACGAUUCUCAGCGCAAGCCGCGGUCGCUUAUUUAUGGGCCGAGCUAUUCAAUAGCGCAAUUCCACAAGAGGAAAUAUAUGGUAUAAAUUUUAGGCGUCUGCUGAUCCUAAUACCGGCCGUGAUCGCUCUAGGUGUAUGGACAGUCGGAAAUAUCGGAAGAGAACAAGGUUCGAUAUGGGCAACGCUUGUCACUGCUUAUUUUUUAUAUCCAACCUUGUACUACAUCGGCGACGAUAGCAUGUGGAUCUUCUUCAUGGCAAUCGCCUCGACUCUGAGCUUCGAUUCCUUUAGCAAGCAAUGGCGAUUGAAACCAAAGAAGAAGAAAAGCUUCAUCCGGCGAAUGGUGUGCUUAGGCUUAGCGAUGAUGCUCUACUUUGCCGUGAUCGGCGGUUACUUAUACUUCAAUGCGGUUAUUACGGAUAGCGAAGGCGAAGAGAUUAAGCUAUCGGAGGCAGUGCAACAUUUCCUCACCUCGCCAAUCUGGACGGAUCUCAAGGCAAGUUUAGAAGCCACGUGGAACCAGGCAAAGCAUCAAGGUUUUUGGGCAACGUGGGCGCAACUGGUAGAUCUUACAGAUCCUCGAGGCGAGAUAAACGCUUACAAGGUUCUGGGUCUGUCACAAACCGCUUCGCAGAAUGAAGUCACGGCACGAUGGAGAACUCUGUCCAGGGAUAAUCAUCCUGAUAAGGUUAAAGGUUCGGAAGAGGAAAGACGUAAAGCUCAAGAAAAAUUCAUGGAGAUCCAGCAGGCGUACGAGAUCCUGUCUCAGGCCAAGAAUCGCCGGCAACGACGGAAUCGCCGUUCCGAGGGAUAGAACGCCGUGCGUACUAUCGACUUGAGGGAUCAAUAAAGAACAAAGAAUCGAUAAAAGAAUAUCCAAAUAUAUCAAUUUCCGCAUCUCCAUCGCAGCGGGAUAAUUAGCCUAUAAUCAAAAGACAAUCGUUGAUUAAUAAGACAUUUAUUUAAACAACCAUCUGACAGUAACUGCAUCGAUAUAAAAUCUUGUACGUAAAACGCAUGUAUCAUAAGUUAGGGGAAGACUUGCGACGUCGAUCGCAAGUCCGCUCGAUCAUCUUUAACGCUUUAAUCAAUAAAAACCCCGAAUUUCGGUUCGCAUGCUUCAAGUUA
Pogonomyrmex barbatus (red harvester ant) is the source of this 1866-nucleotide messenger RNA. RefSeq names its product TM2 and DnaJ domain-containing protein wurst (gene wus). The record is from RefSeq and is a predicted model, not a curated record. Gene Ontology annotation, cellular component: membrane. NCBI's taxonomy places the organism in Eukaryota, Metazoa, Arthropoda, Insecta, Hymenoptera, Formicidae.